AUGUCUCACCUCCUCGGCAUUGCACAUGAUGCGGUCGGAUGGACUCUGCCCCACGCCACACUCUGUGUUUUUGCUUUGUUUCUCAUCAGGGUUGUUGCAAGAAGAUGGUGGUCCCCGUUGCGGCAAGUUCCUGGGCCGUGGCUUGCAGCUUAUACCAGAUUAUGGAAACUCUAUCACACCUCCCGUGACAAUAUGGAACUGGUCAACAUUGACCUGCAUAGACGAUACGGUCCUAUUGUUCGCAUCGCUCCGCAUGAGGUUAGCAUCGACGAUCCCGAGGACAGCCUCAGAGUCAUAUACGGCCAUGGAACGCGCUUCACAAAGUCACGAUGGUAUGAAGCUUCCGAUCCGCCGGGGGGGCACUCUUUGUUCACGGACCCCGAUAUCAAGCGGCAUGCGCAUGAGCGCAGAAUGGUGGCAAGCGGCUUCUCGAUGAGUGCUUUGCUAGAGAUGGAAGACUUUGUAAGCGAAUGCGUCAAGGUCUUCGAGACCCGAAUGAAUGAAUUUGCGGAGAGUGGCCAAGCUCUCGACAUGGCGCACUGGCUGCAAUGUUAUGCUUUCGAUGUCAUUGGGGAGAUAACAUUUGCAAAGCGUUUCGGAUUCAUGGACAGGGGCGAAGAUGUCGGCAAUACAAUACAGACGCUCGAGGGGUUCCUGUCGUAUUCGGCAAAAAUGGGUGUACUGCCGGAACUCCAUGCGCCUUAUAGUAGACUCAAGUCACUAUUGUUUCCGGGAUCGGCUCCCCUGGAGACCGUUGGCGAGUUCGCUGUGAAAGCCGUCGAAGACAGAAAGCGGGCAGGAGCUGAACAUCGCGAUCUUGUGUCCCGGUUUCUCCAGACACAUGAAGAGAAACCGGGCGAAUUUCCAAUGAGCGAAGUUUACAAGAUGUGCACUGUCAUGAUAGGUGCAGGGUCGGACACCACGGCUAUAGCACUCCGCGCGGUCGUCUACUUUCUCUGCAAGAACCCGGAAAAGCUCAGCAAGCUACGGUCCGAGCUGGACGUCGCCGAGAGUGACGGCAGGCUUUCCGAGCCGAUCACUUACGCAGAAGCUAUGAGCCUGCCAUAUCUCCAAGCGGUACUGAAGGAAGCUAUGAGGCUCCAUCCUUCAACAGGCUUCACCAUGGCCCGUGUAGUGCCGAAGGGUGGAACCGUCCUAUUAGGCCACAGUCUACCAGAAGGGACGACGGUGGGAAUAAACUCCUGGGUCGCACACCGGAAUGAGGAUGUUUUCGGUCCCGAUGUGGAGUCCUUCAUUCCAGAGAGAUGGCUUAGGUCGGAAGAAUUUGGAUCUGGCUCGCGGACAUGCUUAGGAAAGAAUAUCAGUGUGAUGGAGAUGUCUAAGCUCAUUCCUCAGUUGAUACGGCAUUUCCACAUCCAGCUAGUGCACCCAGAUCGGCCUUGGAAAACAACAAACUGGUGGUUGGUCAAGCAGGCAGACAUGGACUGCUAUGUUAGCCAGAGAAGAAAGGCUUGAGACAGGGG
Messenger RNA from Phialemonium atrogriseum, 1484 nucleotides. RefSeq names its product cytochrome P450. The record is from RefSeq and is a predicted model, not a curated record. The transcript has 8 exons. The coding region runs from base 1 to 1476 and encodes 491 amino acids. Gene Ontology annotation, molecular function: iron ion binding; monooxygenase activity; heme binding. NCBI's taxonomy places the organism in Eukaryota, Fungi, Ascomycota, Sordariomycetes, Cephalothecales, Cephalothecaceae.